CCAAACAAUCAUAACAUGAAAGUGACAGUUUAUUUUGAUGCACUUUAGCAAGCAGUACUUGACGAUAAAUUCUAGAACCAUUAACAGCUUGUGUGUUAUUUUUCUAAUCUGUUACAAAUAUUACGAUGGAUGACUUCGACAUAUACGGCGAUCUCGAAUACAUUCAAUCAGAAGCCAAAAACGAAAGCCAAGAACAUCUUGCGUUGCAAUGCAGAAUAAAAGAAUUGCAGGAUAAGUUAUGCGCAGUUGAACAAGAGAAAAAUGAUAUCAUAAAAAAGAAUGAUAUUCUACUUGAAAACGUAUCUUCUCUCCUUUUGACCGCCAAAGCCGAACUAAAGAGAAAGGAUGCAGUAAUAGGUGACUUACGAAAGCAAUGUGAUAAUGUGGUUUUCAGGCGUGGAAAUCAUAUUGGAAAAGGUAAAAAAUGCGCUUCCAAGUUCACUCAAACAGCUGUAAAGCUUUUAGUGCAUUCUGGAAUUCAAACAGUCCCAGUGGAGGAAACCGCCCAUCCAGUUUGGAGCAAGAGUUGGCCUGAUAACGGCGCGAAAUCAGAACAAUACCAAAAGAAUGAUCGUAAAAAAAACGAAGCACCCAGACAAAUGCGUGAUCAUGAUGAAGUUGAUACCAGAGGUGUUCGGCAACGUGAUAAGGAGCGGAAAGGUUAUCAUGAUCGAUGUAAAAGUGAUAGAGAACAAACUCGAUAUAGAUGUCGUUCACAACACCGAACGAAAUCUCGUGAACAGAAUCGUUUGUGUGAAUAUUCCAGUUACGAACUAAGUCGCGAUAGAGAUGUGCAUGUUCGCAAGAAAAAUAUGAACGCAAUGAAAGAUUAUCCGUCACCUUAUUCAACCAGUUGUAUGCAUGAUACAGUAAUUUACCAGAAAAUGGCAAUGGAGGAACCCUUAGAUACAUUAUUUAACCACAAUCUUCGAGAAAUGGAUUACAGCGAAAAAGAGCGCGGUACAUUUGAUAAAAAAAAAAAAUUACCAGAAAGAACAGGAAACAAUGGCAACAAGGUUAGUCUAGUAUGCGACUAUAUCAAAGUGACUGCCGUUGAUUCUCAUACCAUCGUCGGACGCGAUUUAAAUACGUGCAUCAGUGACGAUAACAAAAAAGGAGAUUUGUGCGGUAUAAGUGCACCAGUGUCAUUUGUCAAUAAAACUAAUAAUGGCAAGAAAGUUUCUAAGGAUACUGAGUGCAUACGAGUGAAAACUGGUGACGUAAUAAAAAACAAGAAUGAAAUAAGAGCAGAUGGCACACAUUCAUCAACUGAAAAACGGAAAAAUUAUGAAAAAAGUUCAAAUAUAAAACCUAAUGUAUUUCAUAAUGUUACUACAAAAGUAAGUACUUCCAAUUAUGACGUAGGCUCCUGCAAUGCGAACAGUUUACUAGAAGAUACAACAUCUAGGAGAGAAGAUUGUGAUGAACAUUUGUGUGCUGUUAUGUAUGAAACUAGAGGAAAUUCUACUAAUUUUACUUCCAAAAGUGAAGGUGCUCGGGACGUAUGCGAAUUAAAGAGAAACUUGCAUAUAGAUAAGCCUUACGGUGGUGCUAUGUUAAACUACGGAGCCACGGAAAAACGUUCUAAAUUGUUAGAGACUAACAAAACUAGCGUAAUGUCAACUCCAAACAGCUGUAUAGGAGUAGCUAACGUAUUUCACAUGAAUAAGACUAAAGCUCAUUUGUCAUAUGAAACAAACGAAAUGAUCCGGAAUAUAAUGGGUCACUCAGAAAAUACAGACGUCCUGGAUGUAGCAAAGUCGCUUUGUAUGUACGGAACGUGUAAUGGCGACAAUAUUUUAAAAAAUGGAACAUUGUUUCAUCCCAUGAAUAAUUCAGAAAAACUACAGAAUAAAAACUACAUAAAUGAAAACUGUACAAAGAAUUGCCUAACCAGUGUGACCAGUGCCAUUGAAGCAAAUAGUUCACAUGAAAUUGUACACAUGACAUCGAGGGCGAAUGUAAUGAAUUCUAAUGUAACAUGUGAUACAGAGAAAUCAGGUUGCCUGGAUGAUAUAGACUCUAAAACAAUUGAAACAGGGAAUGACGAUGACCAUCAGAAAGAAGAUGACCAUAUAAAUGUUGUAACUGAAUUAAAUAAGCAGAUAAGAACAUCUAAAGUAACUUCCAACGCCGAAAGUGCUAAUAACGAGCUUGAUACGGACCUUUGCUUUGGUACGUCAGAGAUGUCGAUGCAUUCAGUUUUAGAGAAUCGGAAAAUAGAAUCAAUAGAUACUCAUCAAAAUCGUUCAGUUCUUAUUAAACGGAGCGAAAAAAAGGUAAACCAAAUAAAUACGACACUCGCACAUGUAACAUCGAGGAUGAACGAAACUAAUUUUCAUGUAGCGUUUAAGUCGGAAGACAAGACUUUCAAAGAAAUAGAAUCAAAUAUUGAAGAUAAAAUAGAGGAAAGUCGUGGCACAUGUAAAAUAUCAUCAAAUGAAUAUUACAAAUCUAAACAAGCUGCUGACGUUCACGCAUCUAUUAAAAAAAUGUCAAAGAAAACUCCAAAAAAUGUUGAAGUGAAAGUAAAGCAUUCAGUUACAGAAAAACAGGAAGAAUUGCCAGACAUAUGCAAAAACAGUUAUGCUGUAACGAAAAAGACAUCAAACGACUUAAAACUGUCAACACUCUCGUCUAUGGAUUGUAAUAAGUACGCAAUAUCGGUCGAUGUCAAAACCGCAAAGGAAACAAACCAGGAAUAUAUUAGUAAUAAUUUGGCUUGUAGGAGUGGAUUAGAGCUUCACCACGUUGCUAAAAAGGUUGAAUAUGCUAUGGAAGCGAUGAAUUCAAGUAUAGAUACAAAAAGCCACAAACACAGAUAUAUAUCGAAUUCAGAUGUAUUUUCGAACGAAAACAAUACACGCAUUCCACAUUCCUUACGUGCACGACGUGCAAAUAGUUGUUAUGUUGGACAGGAGAGUAGUGAAAAUCGACAGUCAGAAACAAUAACGAUCCAAACUUGUUUUGAUACCUUCGAUAUGAAUGGCUCAGUGCUAGAACAAACACUGUCUGAUACUUUCUACCCCAACGCUAACAUAACCAAGAGUUUGGGGAUAGUCACCGAAAAUAGCAGUUUAGGGUUGAAUGUAGUGGCAGAAGUCAAUCAUCAAAAAGUCAAUAAUGAAUCUCAAAAACUUGUUAAGAAUAAUUCUAAAAUUGCCAUUGAACAUGCGUGUGACAUGCGCGAAAGGUUACGGAAACGGCUUAAUAUAAAUUUGCCAAACACAGUUGUUCGUAGCGAAUUGAUUACAGUGGCCCAAUGUCCUAAACGAAGACUAUCUAUGGAAAGUGCUACUUCAUCAAGCAAAAAGCACAAAUCUGAUAUUGAUAUGCGUGCUAGUACAAAUAAGCUUCUAGCUUCACCAACUGGUGGCAAUCUUUCCUCGUCCUAUUUUUCCCAAAUCGCAUUACCGAUCACUUCUGCCUUAGACAGUAUUCCAAGCAAGUUACAAUCACCGAUAUUAAAACGAACAGAAGAAACUGCCAUUACACCAAUGGUUGUAGUGCAUUCUCCAGCCAAACCUUCGAAUCAAUUGACGCUUAACAAUAAUUUGGAUGUUUGCUAUUAUCCUUUAGAUGACUACUCAACGCUAGAGCAAAUUAUGGAUUCGCUGUUUCAAACACCCAUUAAGAAUGAGGACCAGAAUAAUGCUGUUGUGGCUCCGGGAUCAAAUAAUUUUGAUAUCAAUGAUAGCGCGCAAAACGUUGUACCUAAAGAAUGUGUUCAUUCUCAUAAUUUGAUGGCACAUUCGACGCCACUUAAUACUAAACCAUUGUCAAGGAUUGACAAGAAUGAUGGCACUGCCAACAAACUUAAGUUAAUGGACGAAAGAGUGCAACAAAUUCCAAUACCUUUAGCGUCAGACACGAUGGAUUGUGCAAUGAAAGAAAGAAAUGUGCAUACGAAACGGGUUGCGAACACAACAAGAUCAAGUGAGAAGUUAGCUGAACCUGGUACUGAGGAACCAGUUGGAACGUGUACUGACUGCUCAAAAAAGUGCACUGAUUUAAAAAACAAAACAAAAAACUAUUCAACAAAUCUUGGAAGUACGCUUUUAAAUCAUAACAAUACAUGUGAAACUUUGACUUCUAUGGCAACUGUUACCUUUAUCCAGCCAACGAUCAAUAGUUCAAAUUCGUCUAACAGGCCGUCUGAAGUGCAUAAUUUUUCCAUAGCUUCGUCAUCAAAAAGGUUUAAAGCGCCGGGAACCAUUCGUAUAAAUACGCUAUCAAAACAAACAAAUCUUAAGCUAAUGCAGGAAGGGGAUGCAAUGAAUAGCCAAACAAAAACGGAGUUACCGAAGAAGUCUCUAAACAUGUCAGCAUCAGAUGAAUCAGCAGAAUUACAAUUCGAUCAAAGUUCUUGUAAGCAUUUAAACAAUUCAAUGCCAUGGCAGGUUCCAGAAUCGCUGGACGAAAUGAAUGUUUGCAGAACGUAUAGACCGUCGUCUAGUAAAUGCCCGGACGACAGAACAAAACUUGACACAAAUUGUUCAGAUGAGAAAACAAGUAAAAAUCCUCGUAAAACUACUUGGAAGCAGACAAAUGUUGACGAGAAAAAAAAGACAGGCCAAAAAUGCAAAAAAGAAUCAAAACACAUAAAAGAUCUAAUAGAAACAUCAGAUAAUAUAAAUAAUAUGAACCAAAUAGAUGCUAACAAUAGAAAAGAACUUCAGAUUGCCAAGAGUGGUAAUGAAUCUGAAAUAGCUGUUAAUCGAAAUUUCAGAGAAAAAUGUGCAACGGCUAGCAUGCAAGAUAAAGACGAUAAAGAGAAAGUAGCUGUAAUGAAUGUAGUAGAUUCAGCAAAACCCAUAAAUAGUUUUAGUCAAAAUAUUUCACUAGCCGAUAAUGGUUUAAAUAAUUCGCUACAAAGCCCUCAGAAACGUGAAGCGGUUCCUGCGCCUGCUUCGGUGCGUUAUGUGCGGGAAAUGCGCAUAGUAAAAGAAAGUCCUUCAUUGAUGCGAGUUUUUAUAAGGAGAAAAUAAUCUUAAUCCGUAUUGCUGUAAUCGUAAUAAAGUUAAUUAUGUUCAUUUACAUUUCCAGAGUCCUGAGUAUAUUUUAAGAUUGUAGAUAUUGUUGAUGCUGAUCUAUAAAAUUAGCAACGGAAGUGCUGAUAAAUUCAACUUUAAAUACAGCUGGGACCUAUCUUCGAUUGAA
Anopheles merus is the source of this 5160-nucleotide messenger RNA. RefSeq lists its product as uncharacterized. The record is from RefSeq and is a predicted model, not a curated record. The coding region runs from base 126 to 4988 and encodes 1620 amino acids. The transcript has 2 exons. NCBI's taxonomy places the organism in Eukaryota, Metazoa, Arthropoda, Insecta, Diptera, Culicidae.